AUGAGUUCAAAAGUGGUCGAAGACUAUAACCCAUUUGCAGAUACAGUCUCUAAUCCACCACCACCAAAAACUCGGUCGCCUAACCCAUUUCUUACUUCCCCACGUUCACCACCUCCUACACUCUCAAAAUCAACAAACCCUUUCGAAACAACAUCAGAGGUCGUAAAUACGAACCCAUUUGCUGAUGCACCUCCUCCCGUGGCAACAACUUCAGCGAAUACAAAUCCAUUUGCUAGCGAAUCGACAACAACAACUUCAGCAACGCAAUUACCUUUGCCAGCGAAACCACAAGUCCCACCGAAGUCGAAAACUCCAAAACCACAAAUUGCAGUGUCGAAAAGUCCGAUUAUGAGAAAAGAAGACGUGCAAGCACUUGAUAAUAUUAACCCAUUUGCGGAUGGAAGUGAACAACAAAACACGUCGGAAGCACGAAGUUCACAAACGACUAAAAGUGUGAAGAGCGCACAAAACAUUAACCCAUUCAGUGAUGAGGCACCACAAGUCAAUACGACAUCAUAUAACCCGUUUGGUGAAUCAACUCAACCCAAACCACCUCAAGUGUUCCAAGAAACUCAAAAAUCAAAAACACCGGAAAGUAUUAACCCAUUUGCAGACGCUCCUCCAGCUCUUGGAGAAGGUACUACUCCAUUACAAACGAAUUCUACUAACCCAUUUUUGGAUACAACACAGGUCGAAGGUUCUAACCCAUUUUCAGACUUACCACCAGCCGUCAAACAAACCUCCCCUGGAUUGGGAAGAAGUAUAGACAUGAAAAGUCCAAGAAUAUUACGCGGUGAAGGGAUGACAAACAAACCAUUUUCGAUGACACAAUCGACCCCACAACCCGUCAGACCACGGUUUUCAUCCCCCGUGGAAGUCAAACGCAAAACACAGAAGAAUGUGAUCACACAAGAAAAUGAAGAGGAGUGGGAGGAUAGUUGGAUGGACAAAUCGACCUUUGAUAUUUCGUCACGAGGGAUUGUAGCGAAGAAUAUUCAAAGUUCGAAUGGGAGAGUUCUUUUAAUUGGAAAGGAGAAGCACUACUUCUUCAUGAAUUAUAAACCAAUACUCAUUCGAAACAUCCCAAAUCAUAUCACUAAGGCCGCAAUUGAUAAGACGGGUACACACAUGUUGCUCUCCACUUUCGACGGAAAGCUCUUUUAUGUGAACAAAGACCUCAUCGACGUGGUGCCGAUCAAAAUUCCACAACAAGCCGAUUCCAAUGCUAAAUAUGUGUUCACGGCUAUCAGAUUUAAUGGGAAUGAAAGUUCGGAAGAACGUUUGAAAGUCAUGGUAGCCACCGGGAAUAGAAAUAUAUUACUCUUGUACAUUGACGUCUCAUCUGGAUCUGGAAUUAAGACGUCAUGCGAGGUGAUGUAUGUCAACAAGAAAAAGAUGAAUGCGGAUGUAGCUCCAUUCAACGCGAUUGAUUGGAUAGAGACGUCGACGUCGACCAUCAUCUUGGCGUCCUCACCGAGUUGUUUACAAAAGAUAGUGGUGAACACUAAAAAGGAUAUCAUUAAAGACGAGUCGAUAUUGAUCAUGCCGUUGAAGACAGAGCCUGAGACUGGAUAUUUCUCAUUGGUGCGUGAUAUAUAUGAAAAGAAUAUUAUUCGAGUGAUGUGGGUGUCUGGGAAGAUGAAAGGAUUAAAUCAAGUCAAUCCAGCUGAGAGCUCUAAUAUCGUGACGAUGAUCACUUUUGAGGUCGUUGGGAACGAGUUGCAACAGAAUAGUAAGAAAGAUAUUAUAAAGGACAUUGUAGCUGCGUGCCAAACACAACAUUAUGUGUUCUAUUUGUACAAUGACCAUAUUGAAUGUCAAUCGUUGUUGAAUGAAAAGAAGUGCGAGGAAAUACUUGAAGGAGGUGCUAUAUCACUGUGUGCCGAUUUGGGAGGAGAAGAAGAGACCGUCUUUGUGUCGACGGGCUUCUCCCUCUACAAAUUUUCAAUAGCACAGAACGUCGGAAAAGACGACGAACCUUUCAAUAAGAAACUUUUGCGAGACAUCUCUGAUAGAAACAAAUUGUUUGGGACGUUACUUAACCAACUGAAUGAAGAGUCGAAGAAGGAGAAACAAGAGAACACGAAAAUAUCGUGUGCUGUGUUAUACUGUUGGUGUGUCUCUAUAUUACUUGAACGGCUGAAUGUGAGUGAAAAAGUCCCGCACAUCAUGGGGCAGAUGAAGUCGUUGUUUUCCAAAGACUUUGAAGGGAAGGAUAUCAUCAAUAGUAAAAUAGUGCGGUACAUGGUGCGCAGUUGUGGGAGUGAAGAAGUCUUUAAUGUGUAUUGUGAGUGUUCGAAAGAUUAUGAAGGGAAAGUUGGUUAUUUAAUGGAGCGCGGGGAAUAUUCCGAAGUGAUGAAAGUGAUUCGUGGGUUAAUGAAAAGUCGAGAGGAACGGAUAGUAGGGGAGAGUCUAAUGAAAAAGUACUUUGGUGUUUUGUUCAUGAAAUUGGGUUCUGAGAACACAAACGACUUCUUAGAGAUCUUGGAGAAUCAAGAGAGUAAAGAAUAUCCAGUUCUCUACAGUUGUUUGUUGAUGAACGACGACAAAGACUUUUCCAUUGACUUUGCGAGACAACUUUUAGAACGAAAAGAGAAAGGGAAGAAGAGUGGGAAUGACAAGACAGUGGUCAAUUACAUCUUUUGGAGAUAUGUUGAUCCGUUGAGUAAUGUUCGAGACGAGGACGUUAAAAGAUUUUUAGAAGAGAAAGGGAGAUGGGAUUCAAUCGAAUUUGAGAGUGGGAUGCGCGCGCUGAAAGACAAGCGGUUUUAUAGGACUUCGUUGUUUAUGAAUUUACAGAAAAAGAGAUAUGAAAGUGCGAUAGAAGAUGCUAUAGUGUUGAUCAACCAGUAUGACACUAUCAACAAAGAACAGAAAGAUGAGGAUGUCUCGUUGUUAUUAAAGCUUCCGGGGAACAUUACUAAUGAAGAUGAAAAGCGGUAUUAUUAUUUAAGAGCAAUGAGUGGCUAUUUGUCUGGCGUGAAAACGUCGGGCGACCCAGAACAACGGAAAGCUAUCUAUGAGACAGUUAUGAAGAACAAAAUCCCCGUGGAAGACUUGUUACAACUGUUGCCGUCCGAUUGGAAUUUGGGGGAGUUCAAAGAAAUUGUUAAAAACGCGAUCGAAGUGGAAGACAAGAAGAACAAAAACUUGAUGAAUGAAGUCGAGCGGAUGUGUGGCUCGAGUGCUAAAUUUGAAAGUACCACUGCGAGAUAUAAAAAGUGCUAUAAGACUGAACUGACUGCACUCAAAUGCAACUUCUGCGGAGAACAUAUCAUACCACAGAAGAAGGGAGAGUUCAACUUGGAUGGAUCAAGAGGGGCUAUGUUCCCCUGUUCGCAUUGCUUCCACUUGCUUUGCAUCAAAAACGAAUUCAAACAACACCCAACCGCCUUUGCUCGAUAUGUCACACAACUCAUCAUCAAUGCACAAGAUGAGGAGGAACAAUUCAACUGUUAUGCAGCAGAGUGUCCUAUUUGUGGAGAACACAGUAUCGACUUGAUCAAGUUCCCUUACACCUCUGCCCAGAACGAUCAGUACUGGAAUCUUUAA
Messenger RNA from Entamoeba invadens IP1, 3552 nucleotides. RefSeq lists its product as hypothetical. Gene Ontology annotation, cellular component: endosome; HOPS complex. The record is from RefSeq and is a predicted model, not a curated record. NCBI's taxonomy places the organism in Eukaryota, Evosea, Mastigamoebida, Endamoebidae. Gene Ontology annotation, molecular function: protein-macromolecule adaptor activity. The transcript has a single exon. Bases 1 to 3552 code for a protein of 1183 amino acids. Gene Ontology annotation, biological process: endosome organization; vacuole organization; organelle fusion.